AAAAAAGUCAUAAGCGUGAUACGAAGAUCGUCGGCCUCGGCGACAAGAUUUGUUAGGGUUCGGCAGAAUAUCUACAAUCCACCCUAAAAUCGUGGAAUUCGUACCAAGAUAUGUCUGUCAGCGAGGAAUUUCAAGCUAAUAUUGAAGCUCUGCCGAAUAUAUUGCAAAGGAAGUAUGCCCAGUUACGUGAUAUGGAUAAAAGUUUGCAAGAGAUUCAGAGACAAAAUGAGCAGCGGUGUGAGCAAGAAAUAGAUGAUAUGAAGCGUGCCAUUAAGUCCCAUAAUAUAACUCCAAAUUCAUCUCUUCUCAAAUUCUCCGAUGAAGCUGUAGAAGAGCAAAAACAUGCCAUUAGGAUUGCUGAUGAAAAGGUUGCAUUGGCUGUUCAGGCUUAUGAUUUGGUAAAGCUGGAUUCUGAUGCCCACAUUCAGCAGCUUGAUCAAUAUUUGAAGAAGUUUGAUGAAGAUCUUAGACGUGCAGAAAGAGAGGCCAUUGCUGCAACUGGGGCUUCUCCAACACUUGAAAACAAUGUGAAAUCUGGAAGAUCUGAGGAGACUACUAGACACAGAGGGCGGAAAAAGCGUGUUGGAGCAACAACUGCAGCUGCGGCUGCCUCAGCCUCUGCAACAGCUGUUGCAUCUUCCACAACAGGAGCCAAUUCCACCAGUAUGGAGCUUGACCUACCUGUCGACCCCAAUGAACCAACAUAUUGUUUCUGCAACCAAGUGAGCUAUGGAGAAAUGGUUGCCUGCGAUAACCCUGAUUGCAAGAUAGAAUGGUUUCACUAUGGCUGCGUUGGCCUGAAAGAGCAGCCGAAGGGGAAAUGGUAUUGCUCCGAGUGCGUUGGAACUCAGAGGCGUAGGAAGAAAAGAUGAUCAAAAUUUGAACCAAGUUGAGUUCCUGGAUAACUAAGCUUCAUCGUCGAGAAGGAAAUAGCUCGGAUCACCAGCUAAGGCCCCCAAAUGAUUGCUCAACCUUGUAAGGCCCCUAAAUAAUCGCUCAAUGAUAAAGGAGGUAGGGGUGAAGAGACAACCAUGAUUCUAGUGAUAAUAUUGAUGGUGACUUUGAUACAGAGCUGGAAUUGCUAACUAUGAUUAAUACGUUAGCUAUUGAUAUGCCGAAAAUAGAUUGAUUUUAACUUGAUUUGAAUGAUCCUUUAUUAAGAGCUUCAUUGGCUAAUAUGAAAUGAAAAUUGUAUUCA
Messenger RNA from Andrographis paniculata, 1198 nucleotides. RefSeq names its product PHD finger protein ING1. The transcript has 8 exons. Gene Ontology annotation, cellular component: nucleus. NCBI's taxonomy places the organism in Eukaryota, Viridiplantae, Streptophyta, Magnoliopsida, Lamiales, Acanthaceae. The record is from RefSeq and is a predicted model, not a curated record. Bases 111 to 872 code for a protein of 253 amino acids.